Messenger RNA from Trematomus bernacchii (emerald rockcod), 2301 nucleotides. Its product is annotated as neurofilament heavy polypeptide-like. Bases 1 to 2301 code for a protein of 766 amino acids. The record is from RefSeq and is a predicted model, not a curated record. The transcript has a single exon. Lineage: Eukaryota; Metazoa; Chordata; Actinopteri; Perciformes; Nototheniidae.
AUGGCAGGAAUAAUUAGUCCAGUAGUGUGUGAGCAGGAAGCCGCUCAGAGGCUCACAGAGGCCACAAAUAGCUUCAGCAAAGCUGAACUUGUAAAUGUUAUCAAACACUGGGAGUUCAAAUAUGAACUUCUGGACAAGUACGCAAAGGACCUGGCAGUGAAAAACACGCACUGGGAGGCGAGUUGGCCUUAUCACCAGAAGAUGGUGAUUACCAGGAUCGAGCAGAGGGAAGCUGUGAUCAACGGUCUGACGCAAGCAAACCAGUCGCUGUUGCAAGAAAAUGCCAGAUUUGUGAAAGUUGUGAAUGUCUGGCAGGAACUGAUCCACCAGAGGGACACUGAAAUCAUGGGUCUGAAACAGGAGAAGGAGUCUCUCUCUCACAGUCUCUCAGUGUCCACAAACUGGCAGGAGAAAUACAAUGCACUGAAGGAGGAAUCUUCAAAGAGCUUGGAAGAGAACAAGCUGUGUCCAGAGUCAAAAAUGGCGACAAACGUUGAAAGCGUUGAGAAAGAUGACAAUUCCCUGGCAGAGAAUGUCAGAAAAGAAAUUGCAGAGAAAAUACAGAGCUGGGCUUCUCUAAGCAAACGGAUCAAGGAAAAAUUCCAGAAGAUUGAGGACAAGAAGUCACAUCUGGAGGAAAUGUCCACAAAGGACCUUGCAGGGAAACAAGAAAUCCUGGAGGUCGAAGUCAAGGUCGAAAACAUCCUGGAGGAAAAGUCACCUCAGGACCCGGCUGAGGAACAACAAAACCUGGAGACAGUGAUGGUGACAGAAGUCCAAAAGAUGGAGGAUGAAAUUAAGAAUCCAGAAACAUCCAUUGAGGACCUAGCUGAGACACAUCACAGCCAGGCAGAGGAAGUCAUCUUGAUGGAGAUGAAAGAAGAUCAGGAGGAGAAGUUCACUGAGGAGGAGUCCACACAAGACCUGGUUGAGACUCCAGAGGUGGAGGAUGAAGAGAAAGAGUCCACACAAGACCUGGUUGAGACUCCAGAGGAGGAUGAAGAGGAAGAACCAGAAGAGUUCACCGACUUCCCGAAGACCGAGGCAGCAGAGGUAGAGCUGCAGAAAGAGGAACUUAGCCUCGUGGCAGCGGUGGCCAUCAAAGACCAAAGCUGUGAAACCACAGAGGUGGAGGUUGAGGUUGAGAAGAAGGAACCAGAAGAGGUCUCCUUCUUAAAGAAGACGGAGGAGGUAAUUCUGCAGAAAGAGAAAAGCAGUAAGAAGAAAAGAGUCAAGGAUAUCAAACUGGAGAAGUUCCCUGAGGCCCAGGCUGAGAAACAGCUUACCUUGGAUGAGGAAUUGAUCAAACCAGAGGAGUCCAUAAAUGACCUUGCUGUUGAGACCCCAAACUGCUGGGAUUUUAACUUCAGACCGAUGAAGGUGAAACCGACAGAGGACAACCUGGCCAAUAAAGACCAGCUCUGUGACACCACAGAGGUAAAGGAUGAGGAGAAAGAACCAGAAAAGUUCCCCGAAAUAUCUAUCUGCGAACUCCCAGCCGGAGAGGCAGGCCUCCAGGAAAUGGGAAGCGGAGAGGAGAUUCAAUUCAGCUGGGCAGCAGUGGUGGCCAAUAAAGACCAGCGCUGCAGGAUCGAAGAGGUGGAGGACCCAGAAGAAGUCUCCGACUCAAAGACCGAGGCAGGAGAGGAAGUGCUGCUGACAGAGAAAAGCAGAAAGGAGAAGAAACAAGAGAGGAAAAGAGUCAAGGCGUUGAAAGUAACACAGAUGGGGAUUAUUGUAAAGGAGAUGGACAACCUGGACAAUAAAAGCCAGAGCUGUGAAACGUCAGAGGUGACGGAAGAGAGGAAAGAAGUGGAACAGUUCCCCGACUUACCGAACACCGAGGCCGCAGAGGUCGCUCUGCAGAGAAUGGAAAUGGGAGAGGAGACAAAACGUAGCUGGGCGGCAGUGCUGAAAGACCAGCGCUGCAGGAUCAGAGAGAAGAAGGUGGAGGAAGAGGUGAAGGACCCAGAAGAAGGGUCCGACCUAAAGCAGACGGAGGCAGCAGGGGAGGACGCGAAGGACCCAGAAGAAGGGUCCGACCUAAAGCAGACGGAGGCAGCAGGGGAGGAGGUGAAGGAGCCAGAAGAAGGGUCCGACCUAAAGCAGACGGAGGCAGCAGAGGGAGAGGUGAAGGACCCAGAAGAAGGGCCCGACCUAAAGCAGACAGAGGCAGCAGAGGGAGAGGUGAAGGACCCAGAAGAAGGGUCCGACCUAAAGCAGACCCCCGUGGAAGGAAGGGUACGUAUGCAGAGGAAGAAAAGCAGAAAGGAUAAGAAAAAAGAGAAGAAAAGAGGAUAA